UGGCAUCAAAGAAUUUGUUUGUAUAGCUAGGAGAACACAGGGUUUGGGAUAGGGAAGUGUUGCAUAUAGUCUACCAUUGCGGCCGCGCGGCUCUUCAACCAAAACUCCAUCUUGGUCUAGUUUUCCAUCGGUCACGUGAAACAGGAUAAGUAAGAAGCAUAUCAAGAACCAGUAAGUAAGUUAGCGGGAUAGCUUAGUCACUGUAGGAAAGAAUUUGAACAGCAUUCUAAAAUGAGGGAAGUGAUCAACAUUCACAUCGGCCAGUGUGGGUGCCAGAUAGGAAACGCCUGCUGGGAGCUCUUCUGUCUGGAGCACGGGAUACAGCCGGAUGGCCUGAUUCCGUCAGACAAGACGAUAGGUGGUGGGGACGACUCGUUCAACACCUUCUUCUCGGAGACUGGGGCGGGAAAGCACGUCCCAAGGGCGCUCUUUUUGGACCUGGAGCCUACUGUCAUUGACGAGGUCAGAACCGGCACGUACAGACAGCUGUUUCACCCGGAGCAGUUGAUAUCAGGUGGGUCAUUUUAAGUUGACAUAAGACUGUCUCAACUAAUGACUUAGUUAAGCUGGAAAAAAUGUCAUUAGUUUAACAACUGAACUAUUCAUUGUGAAUAUUUUUUUAGUGCGUAAAAUAGAUCCGGCCUUAAAAAAUAUAUUUUAAUUUGAGGAUAACAAGUCUAAAUUAUUUUAGUUUUUUUUUUUAAAACUUAUCUACGAAUGGCAACACACUUGGACUCAACUGAUUAGAAUAAAUGGUAAUUAAAUCUUGGCAUUAAUUGCAUUUUUUUGAAAAUAUGUUAAUCCAAAACUUUGACCAAAUAUCCGAUUACAACUACGAAUACGACUAUGAGAGCGAAAACGAAUACAACUUCCGCAGCGAUAAUGUCAUUGAGCUGUUAAUUUAUGUAUGCAUGUAUUUAUUUAUCUUAAUAUAGUUAGCAGUCUAUUCAAAGAGAGGAAAAAAAGUUAUUUUAAAGUUAGAGAUUGUUGAGGUGCAAGGAAUUCUUUGUUUUGUUGUUGUGCACAGUGCUGAAAUUGUUCAGUCAUACAACGCAUAAGUUGUAGUUGAGGUACAGCCUGCUUACAGCCUAUGUGGUAGUUGAGGUACAACCUGCUUACGGCCUUUGUGGUGAUUCAAGGACAACCUGCUUACGGCCAUUGUGGUAGUUGAGGUACAACCUGCUUACGGCUUUUGUGGAAGUUAAGGUACAGUCUGCUUACGGCAUGUGGUGAUUAAAUGACAACCUGCUUACGGCCUAUGUGGUAGUUGAGGUACAUCCUGCUUACGGCCUAUGUGGUAGUUGAGGUACAACCUGCUUACGGCCUAUGUGGUAGUUGAGGUACAACCUGCUUAUGGCCUAUGUGGUAGUUAAGAUACAACCUGCUUACGGCCAUUGUGGUAGUUGAGGUACAAACUGAUUACGGCCUAUGUGAUAGUUAAGAUACAACCUGCUUACGGCCAUUGUGGUAGUUGAGGUACAAACUGAUUACGGCCUAUGUGAUAGUUAAGAUACAACCUGCUUACGGCCUAUGUGGUAGUUUAGGUACAACCUUCUAACAGCCUAUGUGGUAGUUGAGGUAAAACCUGCUUACGGCCUAUGUGGUAGUUGAGGUAAAACCUGCUUACGGCCUAUGUGGUAGUUGAGGUUCAACCUUCUAACAGCCUAUGUCGUAGUUGAGGUACAACCUGCUUAUGGCCUAUGAGGUAGUUGAGGUACAACCUUUACGGCCUAUGUGGUAGUUAAGAUACAACCUGCUUACGGCCUAUGUGGUAGUUGAGGUACAAUCUUCUACCAGCCCAUGUGGUAGUUGAGGUACAACCUGCUUACGGCUUAUGUAAAAGUUGAGGUACAAUCUGCCUACGGCCAUUGGGAAGAGUUUUAUUGAAAUAGUGGUUAUUUUUCUUUUCUCACUUAUAACUGAAAUUUCAAUUGUUAUUAGAAUUUUAUAUUAAGAUGCUAGAACGGGUUAUCAAAUACCACCAUUAUUUUCAAUUAAUCUAUGAUUUUAAAAAAUAUGUUCUGAAUUACAAACUUUAAAAAAUAUUUUGUUUAAUUUCUAAAAGAGUUCUAUUUUAGCACGACAAGUGACACAUUGUUAUAUCAAAUUCAUUUUAUUUUCUAGGAAAAGAAGACGCUGCCAACAACUAUGCCCGCGGCCACUACACUGUUGGCAAAGAGGUCGUCGACCUUGUCUUGGACAGAAUUCGAAAAAUGGCCGAUCAGUGCACCGGCCUCCAAGGGUUCUUUGCGUACCACAGCUUUGGCGGCGGCACCGGCUCGGGAUUCACGUCACUCCUCAUGGAGCGCCUCUCCAUCGACUACGGGAAAAAGACGAAACUCGAGUUCUGCGUCUACCCGGCCCCACAGAUCUGCACCGCUGUGGUAGAGCCGUACAACUCCCUGCUGGUCACCCACACGACUCUUGAACACUCUGACUGCGCCUUCCUGGUCGACAACGAGGCACUGUACGAUAUCUGCCGUCGCAACCUGGACAUCGAGCGUCCCACUUACACCAAUCUGAAUCGUCUGCUGGGACAGGCGGUUUCUUCUCUGACGGCCUCCCUUCGAUUCGACGGCGCCGUGAACGUCGAUCUUAUGGAGUUUCAGACAAACCUGGUGCCUUAUCCCAGAAUCCAUUUCCCCCUGCUUAUCUGCGCCCCAAUCGUGUCCGCGGAGAAAGCCUACCACGAGGCCAUCAGUGUUGCCGACAUCACCAACGCGUGCUUUGAGCCGGCCAACCAGAUGGUGAAAUGCGAUCCCCGUCAUGGAAAGUACAUGUCGUGCUGCCUGCUGUACCGUGGCGAUGUUGUGCCCAAGGACGUGAAUGCGGCAAUCGCCACCAUCAAGACAAAGCGGACCAUCCAGUUUGUGGAGUGGUGCCCCACCGGCUUUAAAGUGGGCAUCAACUACCAGCCCCCGACUGUUGUGCCCGGUGGUGAUCUAGCCAAAGUUCAGAGGUCGGUUUGCAUGAUGGCCAACACGACAGCGGUCGCAGAAGCCUGGGCCAGACUUGAUCAUAAGUUCGAUCUUCUGUAUGCCAAGCGAGCAUUUGUCCAUUGGUAAGUUGUAACCUAUUUCCCCAUUUUAGAAUGAGCUGAAGUUACAUUAAAACGGAGGAUUAAUUACAAUAAUAAUUAGGUUUAAUUUUGAAAUAAGAUCUGAAUCAAGUUAUUAUUUGCACUUUAUAAAAUUUAUAUUGAGCGUUUUUCUAUCAAUAUAUGAAAUCAUCUUUUUUCACAAAUAUGAUUUUAUAUUCAUUUUACCACUGAGAAACUUUUAAAAGAAAGAAAGAACGAGAAAUUUCAAAGUACAAUUGGUUAGAAAUUUAAUGGUAACCUCUUUCUUCUGCCACCCCUCUCUGUUUUGCCAUCUAGCCACUUAUUUUUUUCUGGACAAAUUUUUUCUCCAGGUAUGUAGGUGAGGGAAUGGAGGAAGGUGAAUUCACAGAGGCACGUGAGGAUCUUGCUGCCCUAGAGAAAGAUUAUGACGAAGUUGCUUUGGAUUCGGUGGCAGACGAAGCCGAGGAGGGUAUCGAAGAGUUCUAAUCACAUAAACAAGUCCUUGACGUCUUAAUGUUACUUACCAUUCAAAUCACGCCUCGAGGCAUUGACAUUUCUAGAUCAUAACGUUGUCAAUGUUAAAGGAUUAAGUUUCUUGAAGUCAAUACUUUCAGACCAUAAGUUAAUCUGUCUCGGAUGACCAGCCCCAAUCAGAAAUCAGGAGAACUUGUAAUUCUAUGACAUAUUCCACAAUCUUUGUUAAUCCACUAAGUGACGAAUCAAACUUGGAACUAUUUCAAGAUCGGUUCGGUCAUUUCCCUCAUUCUAUAAUGCAAAAACAAAACAUCGAAUUGUUCAAACGAAGUAGACACAACGACAUCAGGAAACGGCUCCAACCAAGUUUGGACCAAGCUGUAGAUUCCAUGACUAGCUCAUAGAGAGUGAUGUAUUUAUGUGACUUGCAACUAAUAAAAUUGUAACAGUAAAUAAUGUUUAAACAAAUUAUAACGGUACAUGCUCGCCAUUUGUAGGCAGGGCUAAUUGUGUGUAUCUAUUCCAUCAAAUAAAACGUGUACAAGAUUA
Messenger RNA from Lymnaea stagnalis (great pond snail), 4084 nucleotides. The record is from the annotation of a GenBank genome assembly. Lineage: Eukaryota; Metazoa; Mollusca; Gastropoda; Lymnaeidae.